AAAAGCAGGUUCACGCCUGGAGCCUUCCAGGCUAAUUUUCACGGAGUGCUCAUCUGCUUGUGCAAGCGCAGCUCCAUUCUCCCGCUGCCUGGAGAGGAGGAAGGAGCAGCCCCUGCUGCCGAGGUGCUUCCAGCUCUCCACAAGACACAGCGUUCCCAAGGCUCGCUGCAGCUGAGGAGACAGCACUCAUAGACCCUCCUUUGAUUAGGAUGUGUCCGUGUUGUCAGGGCAACUGUUAACAGCGCCGGAUCAUAUUUUCUCCUCUUGUAUUGCGUGCUGAAUAUUUUAGUGUGCUGUAGCUGGAAGAAGGUUGCAGGGAGAGAAGGUGCUGCUGCGAGGAACCUGGAGCUGUGGGCUGGGAUCUGAUUGAACAGGUUAAGACGGCAAAGAGCAGCAUCCAAACCAAUGUGCCUUUAAUUAGGGCUCUUCUUCAAGGAGGGGAACGACUGCAAGCCUUUUGCUGCCGGCUGGAUGUUGGUAUUUGUCAGCUGUUUGCAUACUGCUUAUCCAUAGGGGAUCUGUUACAAGUGCUCAAAUGAACAGACAGCCUUGCAGCUAGCAGCUAAUCAGGGGCUGGAGUUUCUUACUUUUUUGUAAAUAAGCAAGAGGCAACAGCAAUAUGCCUGGUUCAACUACUGCCCUCCGACAAGAGAGACUGAAGAAAAGUCCCAGGCCAAAUCCCCCAGGUUUAUUCACCAUUAAUGAAGAGGAUGAGCAGCAAAAAAAUGGGAAUUCCACAAGAUUGAAAGCAACUGAAGGUUCUGAAACACAAGAUAAGAAAGUCACUUCAGGACAAAGCAACACAGGAUCUAAACCAGAUCAUCCAACAGUACUGAAGGUUGAUGACAGGCAACGGCUUGCCAGGGAACGGAGAGAAGAGCGAGAAAAACAGCUAGCUGCAAGAGAAUCUGUCUGGUUAGAAAGAGAAGAGAGAGCACGGCAGCAUUAUGAAAAACAUCUAGAGGAGCGCAGAAAGAAGCUAGAAGAGCAGAGGCUAAAGGAAGAGAGAAGACGAGCUGCCGUAGAGGAAAAGCGAAGGCAGAAACUAGAGGAAGAGAAGGAACGACAUGAAGCUGUUGUACGUCGCACAAUUGAGAGAAGCCAGAAGCCAAAGCAGAGGCAAAACAGGUGGUCCUGGGGAGGAGCACUCCACAACCGCAUUAAUAACACAGAUCGAGACAGGCGGUCUGUUUCAACAAUGAACCUUUCGAAACAUGUUGAUCCAGUCAUAAACAAGCGGCUCUCCUCCUCAUCUGCAACAUUACUAAAUUCUCCAGACAGAGCUCGCCGUCUUCAGCUCAGUCCAUGGGAGAGCAGCAUCGUUAGCAGGCUCCUGACGCCCACACACUCAUUCCUGGCUCGGAGUAAAAGCACAGCUGCAUUGUCUGGAGAUGCAGUUAUCCCCGUUUGUCCCCGUUCAGCAUCUUGCAGCCCCCUCAGUCCUCUGUCCUACAAGGCCAUGAGCUGCAGGAGCUCAGGAGAACGAGCAAAGCUUUACGCUUCUACUGAUGCCGUUGGACGUCGGAGAACAACGCACCUUGCCGGGACUGACAAAAGAGAAAAGGACCAUUUGUCAUCCAGCUUCUCAGCCAACUUUAAAGGAGGUCAUUUUACUUCCAGCCUCAAAGCUAGAUCAUCAGCUCCCUCUCCAGUUUGGCAUGCGUCAAAGUCUCUGCCUUAUUUGCCUGGCACACCCAAGCAGAUAACUUCCCCACCUGGCUCCUCCAAAGUCUCCUCUGCUCAGACACGUCCUCCCUCUCCUGGCAACAUCCGGCCAGUCAAAAAAGAGAUCAAGCCAGAGGGUGAGAAGAAAAGACCAGAAAAGGAGCCUGAAAAGGUCCAUGAGGCGAGGACAGAAGAGAGUAAAGGAGCUUCAGCAGGUGCUGGAGAGCCCACAAGUCAGGAACAGCUCCCUGUCCAAGCAGAGCUAACUCAAGCAGCCAGCCCAUCCCUGCCUCCUGCUCCACCAGCUCUUUCUCCAGCCCCAGCACCACCCAAGCCCUCUGCAGGUACAACUGACCCUGAAGAAGCAACAAGGCUGCUCACUGAAAAGAGGCGCCUUGCCCGUGAGCAGCGGGAGCGGGAGGAGCAGGAAAGGAGGGAGAGAGAAGAGCUUGAAAGACAAAAGAAAGAAGAGUUGUCACAGAGGAUAGCUGAAGAAAGAGCUCGCCGAGAAGAGGAGGAAGCUCGCAGACUAGAAGCAGAAAAACAAAGGAAGGAUGCAGAGGAGCGGGAAAAGGAGGAACGGCUGCGCCGCCAGGCAGAGGAGAGAGAGCAGAAGGAGAGAGAAGAGAUGGAGCGCAUUCAGAAACAAAAAGAAGAGGAAGCUCGCCUGCGGGAAGAGGCUGAGAGGAUUCGAUUAGAACGUGAAAAGCAUUUCCAAAGAGAAGAGCAAGAGCGCUUGGAAAGGAAGAAGAGGCUGGAGGAGAUCAUGAAGAGAACUAGGCGUGUAGAAGCUGUAGAUAAGAAAUCCAAUGACCAGCAAAAUGGACAUAUAUCAAAGACAAAUAUUACUGGAGAAGCAGCCGCAGGCAGCCCCGCGUCUCCCCUGGAGCCUGCCGCAGGAGCGGAGCUGCAGCAGGCGGUGCCAGCGCCGCACAACGGGGCUCCGGCCGCCUGCCCGGGGGCUGCGCACCUGCCCCCCGCCAGCCUGGACAGCAAUCUCAAUCCAGAGAAAAACGCAAAUGAAAAUGGAAUGUCUAUGCAGAACGAUAACUUUGAAGAGAUCAUGAACCUGCCCAUUGGUUCUAAACCACCCCGGCUGGAUGCUAUGAACAAUGAUGGAAGCAAUAGUCCCGAAAUUCCUUUGAAUCCAAUUCUAGCCUUCGAAGAUAAGGGGACUCUUUUGCCUCAGGUAGAUAGUGUUCAAACACAUCAAACAGCAGAAGUGAUCUGAGUGUUUCUUCUGAAGAACCAAAGGUGAUAUGAGCAUCUCUGCAGUCAGCGGAGUUUCUUCCAUGCUAUGAAGGAGUGUUUUAUUUUUUUCUCUCCAGUUUUUUAAAGAUUUCUUGAAUAUCUUUUUUGGAAGGACUUUAGUAAAACCAGCAGAAGAAAUGAGGGGAAUAGACUUGGAUCACCAUUCUAAUAGCUUUCAUCACUAGAAAAAUCAUGCUUCACGUGCGUUACUUAAUAUGGCUAUUUCCAACAAGCUUUUUUUGUUAGUAAAUGAAUAUUUCUGCAUUCCUUAAGACACAAGACACUGGAAUCUGAAAGUAACGGGCUGAUUUGGGUGGUGGGACUGAUUCUUUUUUGUUUUUCAAAAAGGUGGGUGUUGGUUUAAAAGGCAUAAUUGCAAAAUUGGCAAAGAAUCUUUUACACUUUGUGGUUCUAAUACUUGAAAAAUAAAUGCCUCAUUGCUCUACAAGUAGAGUUAAUGGGGUGUUUUAUUUAAACCUGUUGGUUUAAAUGUUAUUGCAGAGAACUCUAAUUAUGGGGGCAAACUAUAGGCUUCUGUAUCAGGUUCUUGUAAAUGUAAUUCCUACAGGGACAUUCUGUAAAUUGAGACGUCACUAUGAUCUUCUCACAUUUUCUCUAAAAACACAAAACAAGACAGG
Ficedula albicollis (Collared flycatcher) is the source of this 3554-nucleotide messenger RNA. It is a transcript of the gene MAP7, whose product is annotated as microtubule associated protein 7. The transcript has 18 exons. NCBI's taxonomy places the organism in Eukaryota, Metazoa, Chordata, Aves, Passeriformes, Muscicapidae. The record is from RefSeq and is a predicted model, not a curated record. The coding region runs from base 620 to 2896 and encodes 758 amino acids. Gene Ontology annotation, cellular component: microtubule cytoskeleton. Gene Ontology annotation, biological process: microtubule cytoskeleton organization.